GGUGAGAGGUUUGAGUGUCACGCUCCUCGGAAGUGUUAUAAUUGAACCUGUGAGUUCAUCGAUCAGUCAGUGAAGUUGGCAGCGCACGAGGGGCGCAUUUUGUUUUUCGCACCCUAAUACGCUGUGCGUCUAAUUUCGUGGAUUUAGACAUUCCUUCUCUUCAGACUGCCAGACACCGUGGGAACUGGGUGAUGUUGAAUAUGGAGGAUUUCAAAGCCCCUGUCAGAGUUUUCAACAAGUCUUCAUUCAGCAUCAGCAGCCUGCUUUUUCGACGAGAGGGAGUGAUGAGUGACGACGGCGCCGCACUGGACGGGAUCCUUUCCCGAUGCUCCAAGCCCCUUUCCAGAAAACACAUUUCUUCGGGGCUAUCUGCUAGGCCUAAAGAAGUUAGUGCUCAAGAUGGAAAAUAUGAUUUACAUAGAGACAAAAACGGUGAUAAUAAAGAAUACGCCGUCCAAGAGGACAAACGAGUCUCCAGAAAUGGCCAAAGGGAAGACGGAGAAGAUACGGAGAGAGUUGGAGAGGUGAAGACAUGUGGAGGAGUAGAGGGAAAAGCCAAACCGGAGAAACCUCCUUUCAGCUAUAACGCUCUGAUAAUGAUGGCUAUUAGCCAGAGCCCGGAGCGAAGGCUUACCCUCAACGGCAUUUAUGAGUUCAUCAUAGGUCAUUUCCCUUACUAUCGAGAAAAUAGACAAGGAUGGCAGAAUUCCAUCCGACAUAACCUGAGUCUGAACAAGUGCUUUGUCAAAAUACCUCGCCAUUAUGAUGACCCAGGCAAAGGCAACUACUGGAUGCUUGACCCUUCAAGUGAGAACAUGUUCAUAGCUGGCACAACUGGUAAACUCCGGUGCCGUUCCACGGCGGGCACCCGGGCAAAGCUGGCAAUUAAACGGGAUUCCCGUUUGACCACCACUGCCGCCGGGCUGGCGUUCACUGGGUCAUUUUAUUGGCCGGUGCCAUCGUUUCUAAACCUUCAACAUCCUGCGCACUCAUACCCGGGCACAGGGUCAUAUGUAGGGCCCCAUCAGUCCAACUAUGCCACCUCGAUCCUUUCUCAACGGUCACACCACACCACCGUGAGUGCCAUAAAUGCUAGGGCAGACCGACUCUUCCAAACAAACCAAGAGUCGUCUUAUGUUGGCAUGGGUGGAGGUGCGCAGUACUGUCGCCAUCACCAAAUGAGCGCAGCCACAACAUUCGCCUCUUCAUCGUUGCCAUGCACGUUGUCUCUCCCUAACCCUUGUUCCUUUAACUUGCUAUCCGGACAAGCGAGUUAUUUUUACUCGCAUCACCAGGUACCCCACCCGGUGACGUUCAAUGCAUGGUGCCAGGAGGAGUACCCCUCAUCCAAGGCAUCUCCUGCCGGACAGAUUUACUCCGGAAAGAAUGGACCAUCGGAUUGCUUGGGGAGUUUAUGCAUGGAGUUCCCUAAUUAUUUUCUUCCAAGCAGCCACACGAGCACCCUCAACACCAAUCGUCCUUGGGAUGCAGGGAAAUGACCAUAUUUAAUUAUCUAUUUAAAUUAACAACGUAUGUUUCUCUUUGAGUAUUGUAUCUUUCUAAUGUCUACCAAUACUGCGAAAUUGAUUUAAAUAAUUGAUGUGAGUUUGCUAUUAUCCAAAUAGUCCUAUCUGUCUUUGGAAAGAACAUUUAUUUCAUCAUCCGUUUUUAAAUAAUCGCCAAUCACGCGUGAAUGUGCCAUUUCCAUCUAAACGUAUUACUAAAAACACCACUUACCAUUUACAUUUUUUUUCAGUGCAAUAACCUAGAAUAAUGUUGUAUUAUUUCACGAAUAAUGGGCAAUAUUUGUGGUGCGUUCAGAUAAUUAAAAGUGUAUUUUCCUUUGAUAGCAUUUCGUUAGUAGCCUUUUAAAAUACCAAAUAUAAUACCAACUUAUAUGUCACAAGAUGAGAGAUGCUGUAAGAUAGUUUCACAAUGGUGAAUGAUGUCGUAAAAAUAUACAACUAUUUGGCAUCUGUUAAGCUAAUUAACAGGGUCGAGAUUGUUAUUGCGAGAUGUUGCAUCACCGUUUAGGCUACUUUUACGCACAGGCUCAUCACUCGCUGACAUGUGUAUUCGUUUUUUCGUUCUUGGUGUCGUAACUCCGAUUUGCGAUUUUUAGGCCUAAGUCUUAGGGAUGUUGGCUAUAUGGAACAUCAUUUAAAAUAUAUAUAAAAUAAUGAAAAUAACUUGUACAACAGUGUCCCAUGAGUGCUCUCCAUAUAUCUGUAGAAAACUGGCGAGAUUGUCCGAUGAUAGCCUUAUUUCCAUUAUUAUUCCAUUAUUCCAAAUUGAGAAAUUGAUGUGCUUGAACAAUUCACUGUUAACUUAAAACAAACUUAAAAUAACAAUCGUCUUCUUAAAUGUCCUCUAUCAAUCGUAUUGCUUGAGGAAGGAUGUGCGUAAUUCAUUUUAAACGAAAUCUUUAGUCACGUCUGGAAAGGUAUUGGAAUAAAGUAUUUACUCUGAUGCAACUAAAAUAAUAUAUAAAUUAGAAACAAAAGUCAAUAAUUGUUUUGAUACUCCAGGAUUAAAAAUAAAACAUUGGCUAAGAAUUUUCUCUCCUGCACUAGUCUAUUUCGUCAAAAUCAAAACUAUAGGGAUUGUCUCCAUUUGUGUCUCAACAUGAACACAAUGCUGUGUUGAGCAUUUCCUACGUUUUAGAAUACAACUAAACUAAAUACAAUGGCAAGAAAAACCCUUUGGAAUUACCUGGACUUCCAUAAAUUGGUCAUGAAAUUUGAUCUGAUAUUCAUCUAAGUCACAACAAUAGAUAAACACAGUCUGCUUAAACUAAUAACACACAAACAAUUAUACUUUUCAUGUCUUUAUGGAACACACCAUGUAAACAUUCACUGUGUAGGGUGGAACAAGUAUAUGAGUUAUUAACUUGGAUUUAAUAACUGGUUGACCCUCCUUUGUCAGCAAUAACCUCAACCAAACGUUUCAUGUAGUUGCAGAUCAGACCUGCACAAUGGUCAGGAAGAAUUUUGGACCAUUCCUCUUUACAAAACUAUUUAAGUUCAGCAAUAUUCUUGGGAUGUCUGGUGUGAACCGCUCUCGGGGUCAUGCAACAGCAUCUCUGUCCGGUUGAGGUCAGGACUCUGACUGGGCCACUCCAGAAGGCGUAUUUUCUUCUGUUGAAGCCAUUCUGUUGUUGAUUUACUCCUGUGUUUUGGGUCGUUGUCAUGUUGCAUCAUCCCAACUUCUGUUGAGCUUCAAUUGGCGGACAGAUAGCCUUACAUUCCCCAGUAAGAUAUCUUGAUAAACAUGGGAAUUCAUUUUUCCGUCUAUGCUGUCCAGGUCCUGAGGCAGCAAAGCAGCUCCAAACCAUGAUAAUCCCUUCACCAUACUUUACAGUUGGGAUGAGGUUUUGAUGUUGGUGUGAUGUGCCUUUUUUUCUCCACACAUAGUGUUGUGUGUUCCUUCCUUCCAAACAACUCAACUUUAGUUUCAUCUGUCCACAUAAUAUUUUGCCAGUAGCACUGUGGAAAAUCCAGAUGCUCUUUUGCAAACUUCAGAUGUGCAGCAAUGUUUUUUUGGACAGCAGUGGCUUCUUCUGUGCUGUCCUCCCAUGAACACCAUUCUUGUUUAUGGUUUACCGUAUCGUAGACUCGUCAACAGAGAUGGUAGCAUGUUCCAGAGAUUUCUGUUAGUCUUUAGCUGACACUCCAGGAUUCUUCUUAACCUCAUUGAGCGCUCUGUGCUCUUGCAGUCAUCUUUGCAGGACAAACUCCUAGGGAGAGUAGCAACACUGCUGAACAUUCUCCAUUUAUAGACAAUUUGUCUUACCGUGGACUGAUGAACAUCAAGGCUUUUAGAGAUACUUUUGUAACCCUUUUCAGCUUUAUGCAAGUCAACAUUUCUUAAUCUUGGGUCUUCGGAGAUCUCUUUUGUUCGAGGCAUGGUUCACAGAUAGAUAGGCAAUGUUUCUUGUGAAUAGCAAACUCAACAUUUUUGAGUGGUUUUUAAGGUACAGGGCAGCUCUAUCCAACAUCUCCAAUCUCGUCUCAUUGACUGGACUCCACAUUAGCUGACUCCUGACUCCAAUUAGGUUAUGGAGAAGUCAUUAGCCUGGGGAUUCACAUACUUUUCCCAACCUACACUGAAUGUUUAAAUGAUGUAUUCAAUAUAGAUAAUAAAGAUACAAUAAUUUGUGUGUUAUUAGUUUAAGUUAUUAGUUUAAGCAGACUUUGUUUGUCUGUUGGUUGUUGUGAUUUAGAUGAAGAUCAGAUCUAAUUUCAUGACCAAUUUAUGUAGAAAUCCAGAUAAUUCCAAAGGGUUUUCAUAAUUUUUCUUGCCACUUUAUGCUUUGAGAAAUGCUUCAUCCCAGAGGUGGUGACUAUGUUCUGCAUGAUUUGUACUAUAUCUACACUAUUUUUGUUAUCUUUUUCCCUUUAAAGCGUGCAAAUGUUUGUGUACAGGGAACUCUAUGCAUGUCAUACAUAUACUGUAGGCUAUAUGUGUAAUAAUGUGAUCCAUUUUAUAA
This is a messenger RNA of Oncorhynchus nerka (sockeye salmon), 4489 nucleotides long. Its product is annotated as forkhead box protein G1-like. Gene Ontology annotation, biological process: regulation of transcription by RNA polymerase II. Gene Ontology annotation, cellular component: nucleus. Lineage: Eukaryota; Metazoa; Chordata; Actinopteri; Salmoniformes; Salmonidae. The transcript has a single exon. Bases 192 to 1499 code for a protein of 435 amino acids. Gene Ontology annotation, molecular function: sequence-specific double-stranded DNA binding; DNA-binding transcription factor activity. The record is from RefSeq and is a predicted model, not a curated record.